CGAAGCGGCGCUGCUCUGUCUGUCGGUCGGUCGUUCAGUCUGUCGGUCUGUCUGUCUUGUCUUUCUCUCUCUCUUCGUCUCUCCCCAGGAUUUAUGGACUUUACUUUCUAGAGGGCGGCGCCGCAAGGAUGAGAACCCAGCUGUUAUGUGUCAUGCUGCUGGCCUUGGCCUCCUGCAGCUUCUGCUCAGAUUCAGAAGAGGAAAUGAAAGCGUUAGAAGCAGAUUUAUUGACCAAUAUGUACACAUCAAAGAUUAACAGAGCAAAACUUCCUUACUGGAAAAUGACCUUGCUAAAUGUCUGCAAUCUUGUCAACAACAUAAACAACCAAGUGGGGGAUACAGUAGAGGUAGAUGAAGAGGAUCUCGUUUCAGGAAGACAGUUUCCUGCUGCUCUGGAUGGCUUCAGCUUGGAAGCAAUGCUGACAGUAUAUCAACUUCAAAAAGUUUGCCACAGCAGAACCUUUCAGCAUUGGGAGUUACUUCAGCAAGAUGCUUUUGAUCUAGACACCUCAAGCCAAGACAAGGAAAUAAUGAAAAGAAAAAAUCCCUAUAUUCUGAAACGGCAGCUACAUGUGAACAAAGCUAGAAGACCAUACAUACUCAAAAGAAGUUCAUAUUACUGAUGCAGCAGAAGAAAAUAAUGUAUAUUUAGUUUCUAGGUUACUGUGUGUUAUGGUUAUCUUAUUUAAAUCUAAAAUCAUACUUGUGUGAAAAUAUAUUAUGGAAAAUCAUCAGGUUGAUAACAUAACUGUCUUUUUUGCAAUUGUUGUUUUGAUUGUGAUUUUUCCUACUUGAGAUUAAUUGGACCAAUACAUUUGCAAAUAAAUUAGUUUCUAAGCAUGAUGUAUUGUACGAAACUGAGAUUUCAGUGUAUUUCCAACAAUAUUGUAGUCUUUUCCUAUUUUAUAAAGCACAUCAACAUAAACUAAGUAAAAUUGAUACUGUUCAUAAACCCUACUGAGAAUCUUACAAUUUCCUAAUGGAACACCUCAUAUAUACACUUGAAAAUUUUUAUAUAAUAUACUAGUCAGAACUAGCACAAUAUUUUAUAUAUUGGCCAGUUGAAUUUAUUAGGGAUUAGGUCGAAGGAAAGAAACAAAUGCUAUCAUCUAUUAAAUGGAAGUUUCAAAAUUCAUGUUUUAAAUAGCCUGCAUGUAAAUGAAUUUUUAUUUUUUGACUCUUAACUUGCCACUGAAUAUUCAUAAUUUAAGAAAACUAUACAUAAAUGAGACUUUAAGAAAAUAUGCUAGUGAGAACAAACCCUGCUUUAGAGUCUUGUGUAUCACUGACUAAAUAUGAAAAGAGUUUAUUAAAUCAGUAAAAGAAUUUACAGUGUUUACCUAAUGAAUGAAUGCUCAGGAAAAAAAAAAUAAAGAAAAAAAAUAAAAAU
Messenger RNA from Pezoporus occidentalis (night parrot), 1390 nucleotides. It is a transcript of the gene NTS, whose product is annotated as neurotensin. Bases 129 to 623 code for a protein of 164 amino acids. The record is from RefSeq and is a predicted model, not a curated record. Gene Ontology annotation, molecular function: neuropeptide hormone activity. Lineage: Eukaryota; Metazoa; Chordata; Aves; Psittaciformes; Psittacidae. The transcript is spliced from 4 exons. Gene Ontology annotation, cellular component: axon terminus; extracellular region.